Messenger RNA from Tachysurus vachellii, 4088 nucleotides. RefSeq lists its product as uncharacterized. The transcript is spliced from 5 exons. The record is from RefSeq and is a predicted model, not a curated record. Lineage: Eukaryota; Metazoa; Chordata; Actinopteri; Siluriformes; Bagridae. The coding region runs from base 283 to 1209 and encodes 308 amino acids.
UAUCGCGUUUGAGUCGGUUAUAGGGUGUGUGAGUCGGCAGUAUUAACAUUAACAGCACGGUAAAAGCGUCUGUUAUGGACACAGAUGUUUCCAGAGUGCUAUAAUAAUAAUAAUAAUAAUAAUAAUAAUAAUAGAGUGUGUUGCUCAGUUUGUGCACUUUGACGAGGAUCUGAGUUUACUGAAUUAACAGGAGCAGAAAAUUCAUCAUCAUCAUCAUCAUCAUCAUCAUCAUCUCAUACUACUCCUGCUCAUCUUAGUUUUUAAUUCCAUUACUUUACAGACAUGAUGCAAACGGAAUCUAUUGCUCUUUGUAUGCUACUCCUCUUCUGCUCUCCUUCAUUCAUACAAGGUGAGCAUGAUUCAAACUCUACACUUCUUCAGAACUUCACCAUGCUAUCCACCUCCUCACCUCCCCAGAGGUCAUCCACUACACAUCCAGAAUCCAUUUCAAGUCCUACAUUUCUCACUGCUUCCUCCGAGGGAGAUCCCUCGGCUAACGACACCCUCAGCCAUAACGGUACAGCCAACAGCACAGAUGCUCCAGGUUUUCCCACAGAAGUUGGUGGACCUACAGUGACUACUCUUGCACCUACAAACAAAACAAACACUCCAGGAAACCUAACAGACAGCCAAGACGGGGCUAAUCUUUCAGCCGGAGAUAACCAGAUAACCUCAACAACAUCCGACACAACACUAUCCACCAAUGCCACUACACCUUUGCCCAAGGGCGAGCCUAAGACGAGCACCUCAGCUCCCCCUAAAGCCUCGCAGACACCUUCUGCCUCCACCAGACCUCAGAUUACCACCAGCCCAUCGGCAACAACCACUCAAAGCCGGGGUAAAUCUUCGACUGUUACCACCAAAGGCACAUCCAUGCCAACCACCACUGCAAACACCAUUACAGCUACCACCACUACGACCACAACUACCCAACCCACAGAGUUUAGCAGCACUCCUGUCUUGGCGAAAGCUCGUGUAGACACUCCUUCUGAGCUAAAUGUUGGAGACAGCACUGAAAAUCCUAGUACAUCAAUGGAUCCUCUCUUGGCCGGCUUGGUGUCCAUGUUUGUCGUGAGUGCUGCCAUUGUCUCUCUUCUAAUUUUCCUGAAAUUCAGACACAGGAAUGAGCGUCCAGAAUUCCGCCGACUCCAGGAUCUCCCCAUGGAUGAUAUGAUGGAGGACACACCUCUCUCCAUGUACAGCUACUGAGUGGUCCUAAAAACCCUUAAAAAACCUUGAAUGACUCCCAGGCCUCCUUUGAUCUCUGUCAUUACAAACACCUAUUUAUAUCCCUUUUCAUUCUUUGUCCAGUUCCUAAACUGAAACGUGAGCUUAAUUAUCCAGUCAUGAGUUCGCAGUUGGAACUGAACAAGAACCGGGUUGAGCGGCUCUGAUUUAGAGGACAUUUAAACUGUCGCUGUUUGUUUUUGUUUUUUUUUUUGGAGGCAUAAGGUCACGCAGACAUUCAAGGUCUCAGGCUUUAUGGCAAAUUUCAUUUAUAAUAGACAGAGAGACACAUUAUAUUAACAUUUAAAACAUGAAAUCGAGGUGUGUUCAUUUAGUAGGCUGCUUAGCUUUAUCUGUAUCAUUUGGAAUCCCUCACAAUGAGGGUUCCUGAUGAUAUGGUAUUUAAAUACACUCCACCCCAGAUCCUUCUUCACUCAAAACUCAUUACUUAAAAUUACACAAAUUCAAUAAGUUGCUUAUUAUGUCAAAUAAGUAUUUGGGAUAACCAAAAAUGAAGACCAAAUGAGUAAUGUGCCUUUUAACGCAAAAUUUUAAUGCUCCUGGUUAGAUAUUGUGAGUGUGUGUGUGUGCGCGUGUGAGGUGUGUUAGCUAUGUUGUAUUGCAGUUUAAUCACGUUUAAUGCCGCAGACCAAACGAUACCGAGUUGUAUAGCAAUGGUGGAAUUUAUUAACCGCUUGCUCUGAGACGCUAAUGAGACUCUCCACGCUAACACGUACACUUGGAAGUUAAAUUUGUUAAGCUUAUAAAUAAGACACUGAGACAGUGCUAACUAUAAAACUUAAAUAUCUGGUGUGCUACAAGUGCCUAAUUUAGUGUUGCUAAUUUAUUUACUGGAACAUUUUAAUAACAAAACAAAAAAACAUUUCCCCAUUCACACAUGCCAUGAUGUUUUUCUGUGUGUGCGUGUAUAUAUAUAUAUAUAUAGGUGUGUGUUAUGGUUGUUGCUGAUGUGGCUCUAUACAUGAUUUAUCUAGUAGGAAACAUUCUCUAGGAAAUUUCUCUGAAGAAAUAUUUUUCAACUGGUAGACCAAUCGACUGUUAAUCAGACACAGAAGCAGGGCAGUAUAAUUAAUUUAAUUCCAUUCGAAGAACAAACUGACGCCGAUACUUUAUUUGUCGUGCUGGUAUUUAGGGUUUUAAGUUUUAACCGAAUAUCGGAUUCAUUCAUUUAGUCAAGGCGAAAGAUGAGGUGAAAUAUUUUGCUCAGUGCUCUGAUAGUCACUGCGGUGGAAUUGCGUACACGCUAAGGAAGCUGUUAUAAGAUCACAGUAUGACAUUUUUAAUUAGGGUUGUUGGUUUCACGCCACUGGGAACAAUGACGAGAGAGAAGCUUUGAUGCGUAGAUGUUUACUCUGCUGCCUGGUUCACAGUUUAGGUGCUUGCUCUUUAGUCUGUCAUCAGCUUUAAUGGAGAUUGAGUCAAGCAAAGCCAUAAAUAUUGCGGUCAGUUAUUAAAAGAAAAGGUCACACUUUUUCACUUUUCUGCAGUGUGUGUGCUGGCAGAGUGAGUACAUGGUGACAGUAAGUGUGUCGUCAAUGAAAGUUUGAAAAGUGAAUCAUCCUGUUGGACAAAAUGACAACGCAUGUAGUAUGUCGUACAGCAGAUGCACACCUUACACGAUUGACAGUCUUUAAAUGUGCAGGAAAUCUUACUCAUGGGAUUGAAAUGAUCAUCCUUUAGGAGUGACCUAGCAAAAAAAAAAAGUUUGUAUUGACAAAUCGCUUGUAUUCAUUAAAAUACGCCAACAUGCCUGUGUGUGAAAGUGAUGAAUGUGCUUACAGCACAACUGUGUAAAUUUAGUGUCGCUCAUUUCCACUUGAAAUGUCAGCUUUCACAUUCACACAGUAAAUAAAACUGUCGUUUUGUGUCUUUGCAGUUUUUAGGUUGUUCGUUUGCACUUUAUUUUGGGGUGGGUGUGUGUGUGUGUGUUUCGGGUAGGGGGUGUAUUAUUUUGGGAAGGUUUUAGUAUUGUCAGAAUAACUUGUGUAGUCUUUUACUUUUUUCUUUUCAUAUUGUGAACGUGAACCUGGUUAUAAUAUGAAAGAUUGGUGUUGUGUAAACAUGCACUCUUGGAAGGUGGUGAUUACGUGGCGGGUAGACGGCUUCCUACGUCACAAAUUCUGGACCCAGCGCUGACAUUUGUAAUUAAGUGUCCAUCAUUUUGUAUUCCGUAAUGAUUCAUCACAUUACAAAAAAUUCACUUACAUGUUUGAGCAGCUGGAUCCAGGACGAGUCUGUGCUUGUCUGAACUAAGACUGCUCCUGUGAUCGAAGAGUAGGAGGAGGAGCAACAUUGGAGGCAAUUCAACAUUAAACACGCCACACCGAACCCUUCUAAGUUUACAUGAGUGUUAAAGCCUUUCUUUCUUUUUCUUUUCUUUCUUUCUUUCCCAUUAUCGCUCUCAUCCUUGAGGUUGACUCACGUGUGGUUGCUGCACGAGUUACACAAGGCUGAAACGGAAAAUGUAACAUCAUCAGGCACUGCUUGUCCAGGCCAUUUUUAUAUUGUUUAAUCUAGUUAAUUCAGCAACAUACAACGACUGACUGCUUUUAAAAUCUCCUGCUGCAUUUACAUCGAACCUUAUUAUUGAACAUUAACACCAAGUCCCAUGGCUGAUUAUCAUGUUCAGUUUGUUCAUCUCUAAAACUGAAAUUAAAGGUGUCCAUGUUAGCAAAGCUAACAUACAGACUCAACAACAGCAGACCUUUCUCUGAUGAAGUUAUUAGAAGCAUACAUUGUGUGUCAUGUCUCUCGUGGAUUUCUGCUUUAUGUGCCAGAAGUGCUGUUUUCAUGUUUGAUGUUCCAAAUGUUUUUUUAUUAAAUUUCUUAAAAACAUCAAA